Molecule: messenger RNA, 1320 nt
Organism: Sordaria macrospora k-hell
Lineage: Eukaryota; Fungi; Ascomycota; Sordariomycetes; Sordariales; Sordariaceae
Biological process (GO): protein targeting to membrane; peptidyl-L-cysteine S-palmitoylation
Cellular component (GO): Golgi apparatus; endoplasmic reticulum
Molecular function (GO): protein-cysteine S-palmitoyltransferase activity
Source: RefSeq, a predicted model, not a curated record
AUGAGUUCCGUUCGAGCGCGCCGGUCCGAGACGAGAUGGGUCACACGAUUUAUGCCCAUCCUUCUAGCCGCCGUUUUCGGUCUGGCAACAUACACCACGGCCAAGAGAGUUUGCGUGGAUCACUUCCUCCAUAGGCGUCAACAAACCAGCGCUGCGAUCGCAAUCCUCGUCUUCUACUUUGUCACUUUUGUCCUAAUGGUCUUGACCUAUAUUCGACUCUUCCUGGUUAUCCAUCAAAAUCCCGGCGUCGUCGCCCUCGGACAGCGAGCGAUAUGGCGGCUGGAGAAGGAGGAGAAAGAGAAGCCAAGUUGGCGUCGACACAAGCAUAAACAGACCGACGACAUAGAGGCCAAACCUUACAGCAAUGUUGGACCAGACGAGGACCCUGAUAGCCCGGGGCUGGAGUCCUUUUACAGCAAAGACGUUUUCAUCUGCGAACCGGACGGAAAACCACGAUGGUGUCUCAGCUGUUGCACCUGGAAACCAGACAGGGCGCAUCACUGCAGUGAAAUUGAUCGAUGCGUCAAGAAAAUGGACCACUAUUGCCCGUGGGUUGGGGGGAUUGUGGGUGAGACAUCGUUUAAAUACUUUAUCCAGUUCACGUUCUACGGAUCGCUUUGCGCCAUUGUAGUUAUCACUGCUUGCGCCCUUUGUACGCGACAGCGAAUCAAAGCUGGUUACGGCCUCGAUGGUUUUGUCAUUGCCAUGCUGGCUUUAAACGGCCUCCUUGGAUUUUUCGCCAUAGCCAUGUUCACCACAUCCACGCGGUAUGCGUUCAUGAACAUGACAAACAUCGACUACCUCAAGUCCAAAAACUUUGUACACAAUCUCGCCAUCCGGGUCCCUAGGGGCACUCAAUCUUGUGAAAAGUACAAGGUCAUCACCUAUCCGAUAUCGAAACCGGGAGAUGCGGGCCCGCAGUUGUUUGGGGAAGCUGGUGCAAGAGGUGCGGCCAGCGAGAGGGAUAUGCUGGCAACACGCACCUUCGCCAUCGUGAAAACCGAGCUGGGUGAGAAUCCAUGGGAUCUAGGCUUCUAUCGAAACUGGAAAUCCAUCAUGGGUAACGGGCUUGUAAACUGGCUAUUACCUCUCAAGGAUUCGCCCUGCGCGACGUAUGAGAACAACGAGAGCUUUUACGAAAUGGGACCCAUAUAUCAAAGCGUGCGGGAAAGGUUCGGGCUUCCCCCGCUAACCGACGACGAGAAGGGGUUUACCACCUCAAAAACCGAGGCCGGAGCACAGCCUAAGGAGAGGAAACAAGUUAAGAAGCAGGAGCAGGGACAACAGGACCAGAUGCAUGGGCCGGCGGCAAACUUGUGA